AUGAAAGCGAGGCUUGGACUUUCUCAUGUGCCAUUUUCUAUUUUAUUACUGUACAGUGAAGUUUUGGCCUCCUCCCUAGUGAAUAGUGUGACCCAGGCUUUUGGAAAGCUUAUAGACUUAUGGAACGAAAUGGGUAUCAGCAGAGAACUGCAGCUGGAGCGCAUGCGGACAGCUAAGGCGCACAUUGAGACUCUGUUGGAUGAAAUGAUUGAGGAAGAAAGUAAUUUGAAAGAAAAAAUUGAAAAUGACAUUGAAAUACAGAAGUCUCAGCUGAAUAUUGUGAGAUAUGAACUCAAGCUGGAACCCUACCAGGUUGGUGAUGGCUUAUCCAUCAUCCAGUUAGAAAAAAAGGUUCGCCUGGCUUUAGAAGGUGCUCUUAAAGAAAAACAAGAGAGGCUGACAAAGUUGAAACAGCUGCAGCUAGAGGAGCAGACACUGUGUUCAGAGCUUUACGCUACUCCAUACUACAUACCGACUGGCAGUGUUCCAAGUUGUUUGCAGCUGGAAGAAUUAGACAAACAUGUUCAGCAGCUCUUGAAAGUGAAGGAGCAAAGAUUGAAAGAGUUUUUUAAGCUAAGGGAAAAGGUCAGGCAUUAUAAUAAAGAAAUUGGACACACACCAGAUGGGACACUGGAAAAUGAUAUGUUGAGCGAUGAAGAAGAAUGCAUUUGCCUUACAAAGAAGAACCUUGAGGAUCUCGAAUUGCUUGUUCAUCAGUUGCAGGUCAAGAAAGACUCUCUAAUUGCCAGCAGGGAUGUUCUGGUGAAAGAGGUGCAAGUUUUGUGGGAUAGACUUCAACAGCCACAAGAGAAGCAGGAGCAACUCACAACGUUGGCAAGCAGGUGUCCUAUUUCUGAAGCAAUAAAAAUGUGGGAAGAAGAGUUGGAGAACCUGGAAGUGCUGAAGAUGGAAAGUUUAAAACAAAUUACUUCCAGAGUCAGGCAAGAACUUCAUGAUUUCUGGGGGAAAUGCUUUUAUUCUGAGGAACAAAGAGCUGUGUUUCAGCCCUUUUUAAAUGAUAAUUUCUCUGAAGAGUUGUUGAGUCAACACGAUGAAGAACUUUUGAGAAUAAAAGAGGUUUAUGAGGAAAACAAACACCUAUAUGAUAAUGUUCACAAAUGGAAUGCCAUCCGGGAGCGUUUGGGUGAACUGGAGAAAAAAUCAACAGAUCCAAGCAGACUUCUAAACAGAGGGGGUACCUUACUCAAAGAGGAAAGGGAAAGAUCAAAGCUUCAAAAACAAUUGUUAAAGUUGGGGGAAGAACUGAAGAAAGAUACUGAAGACUGGGAGAAGGAAAACAACUCACACUUCCUUGUUAAUAAUCAGAGGUUUCUGGACUCCAUGGCCCUUCAAUUGCAGCAUCACAAAAUUAAGAAAGAUCAACCCAAAAUUUCGGUGAAGAGGGAUGAAUGUGGAACUCCCAAAUCAGCUAAUAAAAGACCUGCAGGAGGUGGGAACAUGCCACCUCCUAGCAAGAUGCGGAAAGUAAAUAAUCUUUCAGUCCAACAAGCAAUUAUCUGAUAGAAAUCAUGCGCAUGCUUUGAAGCC
Lacerta agilis (Sand lizard) is the source of this 1548-nucleotide messenger RNA. Its product is annotated as protein regulator of cytokinesis 1-like. The coding region runs from base 1 to 1521 and encodes 506 amino acids. The transcript is spliced from 10 exons. Gene Ontology annotation, biological process: mitotic spindle midzone assembly; microtubule cytoskeleton organization. NCBI's taxonomy places the organism in Eukaryota, Metazoa, Chordata, Lepidosauria, Squamata, Lacertidae. The record is from RefSeq and is a predicted model, not a curated record. Gene Ontology annotation, molecular function: microtubule binding. Gene Ontology annotation, cellular component: cytoplasm; spindle; mitotic spindle midzone.